AUGUCCACCGCGCGGCCGCACCUGCAGCUCUACGAGACUUUGGUGGACUGCGGCAGACUCCACAACGCGCUCGAGCUUCUGCGGGCGCUCAAAACCGCGGGCUUAAACACCGUGGGCGGCAGGGUGAGCAACAAGGCGUUCCUCAGGCAGUGCGCCAGGCGGAGCGCGGUUGCCGUGGCUUUUGAUUUCGUGUCGUUCGUGGACUACCCCGACGUGCGACUCUACAACAUGCUGCUGUCGGUGUGCGCCUCCGCCGCGGACUCCAGGAGCGCGUUCGCCGCUUUCGUCAUGAUGUACGACAACGGGGUCCAACCGGACGUGAUGGCGUACACGACGCUCAUCAGCGCGUGCGCCAAGGCUGGGGAGCUGGAGAAGGCGUUUGAGACGUUUCGGCGGAUGGAGAUGGACGGGCUGGAGGGUAACGUCGUGACGUACGGCGCGCUCAUGGACGCGCUGUCCCGGCGCGUUGCCGCGACGCUCCGGCGAUGCUUCGACCUUCGCGAGGAGAUGGACGACGCGGGGGUCGCGCCCGACGGUACCAUGAUAAACACCAUCCUCAGCGCCUGCGGCAGGGCGGCGGAGGUCCGCGCGCUGAGCGCCGACGCCCUCCAAAAGGCGUUCGACCUCUACGACGAGAUGGAGUCGUCGGAUGAAGCCGACUUGGCGCCCGACGCGUACACUUACUCGGCGCUGAUCAAGGCGUGCGUCAACGCGGGUCAAUCGAUGAGGGGGCUCUCGCUGUACGACCGCGCGAUGGACCCGAGCGCGGGCAUCGAGCCCUCGAUCAUGGUGUUCCAGGAGGCGAUGAUUGCUUGCUCGCACCUCGCCGAUCUCGGCAAGGCUUGGGCGAUUUGGGAGGAUAUGCGGGUCGAGCGAGUGGCGCCGGAUGCGAUGCUCUACGCGACCCUCAUCGCGGUCGCCGGCAGGGCCGGGAAGCGCGAGGAGGCGGAGCGCGUCGUCUUCGAGAUGGAGCGCGCGGGGGUCGCGCCCACCCCCGAGGUGUUCGCGUCGCUCGCCGGCAUCGCCGCGAGAGCCGGGGACGGAGCCGGCGUCGAGAGCGCCAUCGCGGAGGUGGCCAGCCGCGGCUUGGCGGUUCCGCUGGAGAUGUACAACGCCCUCGUGACGGCCGCGGCGAGGCGCGGGGACGUGGACGCCGCGCAGGAGGCUAUGUUCGAGGCGGAGGCGGAGAUGCGCGCGGCGGGCUUGGAGCCCGACGAGCAGACGUGGUGCGAGCUGCUGAGCUCGUGCGCUCGGCACGGCGACGCGUCGCUAACCUGGGACACGUACAAGCGCAGCCGCAAGGCUGGCCAGCCCCCGUCCGAGGUUGCGCUCAACAUCCUCAUCGGCGUCACCUUGCUCAAGAUCCGCGCCCUCACCGACCCGGACGACCGCAGGAACAUCAAGCGAAUGAGCCAGUGGGACCAGGACGACGACUCCGCCGGACGGAAAAAGGAGGAGCCCGAGUGGACCGAGUGGGCCGAUCGAGCCAUCGCCGCGUACCACGAAGCCACCGUCGCGGGGGUCAGGCCCAGGCUCGCCACCUUCUCCGCUAUGCUCGCGUGCCUCCGCCCGCCCACGCUGCCGUCCCUGCGCGCCGUGGACAGGGAGACGAGGCCGGGGUCCAAGGCUGAGUCGCUCGCCAGAGCCGUCUCACACGAGGACUCGUCGCACGAGGAUGCGCGAAAGUAUUAUCCCCUUCGCGCGCUCAUCAUGUACGAGGAGGCGCAGGCGAUCGGCGUCGUCCCAAAGUUCGCCACUGAGACGGACAGCGUGUACGACAUCAGGAAGUUUCCACCCGCGGCGGCGGAGGUUGCCGUGCUCACCAUGCUUCGCGUCUUUAGGCGGCGCUCAGACGCGCACGCGGGUGCGGGCGACGACGAGCUGCCCAACGUGACGCUGAGGGUGCUGUCGGAUGAGGAACACGAGGAGAUGAUCGCGUCCGGGGACGACGAGGGCAGGCGUUUGGCGCAGACGGGCGACCGCGUCAUCGUCCUGCUCCGCCGUCUGCGGUUCAACUACGGCGGAUCUCUGAGCGCCGGGCGAAUCGAGCUCUCCGGGCACGUCAUCAAGCGUUGGCUGCAGGCGAAGCCGCCCAAGGAUGAGCGCGCCCCCGGCGUGGAGGCGGGUUUGCGCCAGAACCUCCAGGACCAGGCCAGGAACAUCCGCAUGCAGUCCUUCGACGAUUCCGACGGGUCCGGGUACGGCGGCGGCGCCACCGACUGGGGCGCCAUCUUCGGGCGGCGGGGCGGCGGGGCGGGCGGGCGACUCGGGGUCGGGCGACGUCCGCUACUCCCGAGACGGCGACUGGUGAAGGGAGAAAAGAGGACAGAGGACAGAGAAGAAAGGGGCGUCGCACGCGAGAUCACCUCCGUCCCCUUAGCGCGAGCCUCUCAUUUGUUGUGA
Micromonas commoda is the source of this 2403-nucleotide messenger RNA. RefSeq lists its product with no specific name. The coding region runs from base 1 to 2403 and encodes 800 amino acids. Gene Ontology annotation, molecular function: protein binding. The transcript has 3 exons. Lineage: Eukaryota; Viridiplantae; Chlorophyta; Mamiellophyceae; Mamiellales; Mamiellaceae. The record is from RefSeq and is a predicted model, not a curated record.